Cylindrotheca closterium is the source of this 1566-nucleotide messenger RNA. NCBI's taxonomy places the organism in Eukaryota, Bacillariophyta, Bacillariophyceae, Bacillariales, Bacillariaceae. The record is from the annotation of a GenBank genome assembly.
AUGAGAGUUGUGCUCUUGAGUUCCCUUCUUUUGUGCCUUGGUCAAGCCUUGACCGUAAUGCCACCGCUAUCAGGGAUAGGUUCAACAGCUGAACACCUUCCCCUUGCGCAAAAAGCAAUGAACUACUUUGAUAGUUCGUCCGAUCCAUUUUUUGCAGUCCAGACUUCAAUUGAUAUGCUUCUUGAAGCUGGAUUUGAAGAAUUGGACGACAUGAAACCUUACAGCGGAAGAGUUGUCCCAGGCGGAAGGUACUUUUACACAAGAAACAAGAGUACUAUUGUAGCUUUUGCUGUUGGUGAAGACUAUAAACCUGGUCAUGGAGGCUUCAAGGUUAUUGGUGGGCAUACCGAUUCACCAAACUUGCGGGUCAAGCCCAGAUCCAAAAGAAACGCGAAAGGAACCCAAACGGUCCAAAUUGGAGUCGAAUGUUAUGGUGGUGGGCUCUGGCAUACCUGGUUCGAUAGGGAUCUUGGGAUUUGUGGCCGAGUUUUUGUGAGAUCCCAAAGUGGUUCAAUCCAACAAAAGCUUGUGAAGAUCGAUAGAGCAAUACUGCGUGUUUCCAAUCUUGCUAUUCAUCUUCAGAAUGCAGAGGAGAGGAAAGGUUUUAGUCCGAACAAGGAGGACCACCUCAGUCCUAUUCUAGCUACAGCUGCUACUAAAAGCUUGUCCCAAACCGAAGGCUCCGAUGACACUGCAGGAGAAUCGGAGGGAACAGCAAAUGUCGAAGAAGGAAAGGAAGGAACAACAAAAGACGGGUGGACGGAGUAUCAAGAGCCACUCUUAAUCUCUCUUUUGGCAAGUGAGCUCCACUUGAACAACACUGACAUUGUGGACUUCGAAUUAUCUCUUUUUGACAUCCAAAAGGCUGCUUUAGGAGGGGUGCACUCUGAGUUUGUUCAUUCUGCCAGGUUGGAUAAUCUUGCGAGCUGCUUUCUUGCUGUGCAAGCAUUGGUUGAAUGCGUUGAUGACGAGGAUAUUUUGGUCGGGGACAAAGAUAUCAACAUGGUGGUACUCUACGAUCACGAGGAGGUUGGAAGUAGCUCGGCUGUCGGGGCAGCGGGGCCAAUCUUGAACGAGGCUGUUGACCGCAUUUCUGCAGCUUUGAGUGAGGACGGAAAUGCCUCAGCGGAUGAGCGUGACGCAACAAUCCAUCGCUCGUUUGUUCUCAGUAGCGAUCAAGCACACGCCUUGCACCCGAACUAUGCAAGCAAACAUGAAAAGAGUCAUCAGCCACGAAUGAACGGUGGUAUGGUGAUCAAGCGAAACGCAAACCAACGGUACUCUACCAAUGGUGUAACCGGUCUCGUCAUGCGAGAAGUUGCAAGACGAGCAUCGUUGCCCCCUCUCCAGGAAUUCAUCGUGAGGCAAGACUGUGGAUGCGGAUCUACCAUUGGACCAUUGAUCAGUACGGCAACAGGGAUUCGAGCAAUUGAUAUGGGAUGCCCUCAAUUAUCGAUGCAUUCCAUUCGAGAAACUAUGGGUACUUGCGAUUUGACAAACGGAUUGAAACUUUUCAAAUCAUUCUUUCAGUAUUUUCGUGAAGUGGACGAAUCUGUUGAUCAAUAA